Plectropomus leopardus (leopard coralgrouper) is the source of this 6176-nucleotide messenger RNA. RefSeq names its product calmodulin regulated spectrin-associated protein 1b (gene camsap1b). Lineage: Eukaryota; Metazoa; Chordata; Actinopteri; Perciformes; Serranidae. Gene Ontology annotation, biological process: cytoplasmic microtubule organization; neuron projection development; negative regulation of microtubule depolymerization. The record is from RefSeq and is a predicted model, not a curated record. Gene Ontology annotation, cellular component: microtubule minus-end. Gene Ontology annotation, molecular function: spectrin binding; microtubule minus-end binding; calmodulin binding.
UGGUAAUUACAUUUCUAUGGGCAGAGCGCGAACACACCACCGGUCCUCGCUGCACAGCACGAGCCGCUUUGAUUUGUUUUUAUGUAUUAACUAACGUGAGACGUCUGGUGCAGAGAUAUAUUUUUAACUAGAGCAGCCUCUGUACGUCGUGUUUCCUCCCUGGAGAACACCCCUCCUUUUCUGCCUGGCGUCUCGUUGAGCUGAAAGCCUGCCGCGGAGCGCUUGUCACACAGGCCGCGAAUCGGGUCUUGUUGCUGGGAGGAGACCAUCCAGACUCGCCUCCCUGCUAGCAUUAUUAGCUGGCUACGAUGCGCCGCUGCGGCUGGUGUAUUUUCCACACAGCACGCCACUGUAAAGCGAGGCAGGUCCUUGGAUAAUUGUUUACCCCGACGGGACUGAAGGGUGACUUGGAGACACACCACACCUUUCAAGGAUGGAUGUUGAUAUGUGUGCUGGCGGGGACAGUACCAGGAGAAAAGUGGAUUUGGCUGGGGUCGCGGAGGGCACAAUGGACGUCGUACCGUUGGAGAUGUACGACUCGGCCAGAGCAAAAAUAGCUGCCAACCUGCGGUGGCUGUUUGCCAAAGCCUAUGGCAUCGACCAUAUUCCAGAGGACUUAAGGGACCCGUUCUACACAGACCAGUAUGAACAGGAACACAUCAAACCGCCUGUCAUCCGCCUGCUGCUGUCCUGCGAGCUCUACUGUCGUGUCUGCUCCCUUAUUCUUAAGACGGAGCAGGCUGCGUCUCUUCAGUCCCACCUGUCUGUCAUCCAGGCUCUGUCCAGGAAGGGCAUUUAUGUGGUGGAGAGUGACGAUACACCUGUCACAGAUGGGGACCUGGCCUGCGUGCCCAUCAAAAUGAGCGCUCACAUGCCCAUGAUCGAUGCCCUGAUGAUGGCUUACACAGUGGAGAUGAUCAGCAUCGAGAAAGUUGUGGCUUCUGUCAAGCGCUUCUCUACCUUCAGUGCCUCCAAGGAGCUGCCCUUUGACCUGGAGGACGCCAUGGUCUUCUGGAUCAACAAGGUGAACAUGAAGAUGAGGGAAAUCACAGAAAGGGAACACAAAGUCAAACACCACCCCCUGGAGUCCCCAAGUCACCAAAAGGUACGGUAUCGUCGGGAGCACGCUUCAGGCCGACAGCUGCCCUUCUUCCCUCUGCUGGAAGACCUCAUGAGGGAUGUUUGUGACGGAGCUGCACUGCUUACAGUGGUCAACUACUACUGCUCGGACCUCAUGAAGCUGGAGGAUAUUUGCCUGAAGGAAGUGCCCUCCAUCGCUGAUAGCCUGUACAACAUCCAGCUACUCAAAGAGUUCGCCAACGAGUAUCUGAAUAAAAGUUUCUAUCUGACAACGGAGGACAUGCUUUACUCACCACUCGUUCUCAAGCAUAAUGUGAUGGUGUUCAUUGCUGAACUCUUCUGGUGGUUUGAGACUGUGAAGCCAGAGUUUGUGCAGCCUAGAGGUCUCCAAGAGUUCAAAGAUGCUCGAGCCAUAGCUCAGCCCAAGAGUGCCCGCCCAUCAGUGCCUAUCUCCAACGCCACCAAGCGCAGCUUCCUGGCCAGCCCUGGUGUGGCCGAUAACCAGAGCAGCCCUGAAGUCUGUAACAGGUACUUCCUGCAUCCUGAAGACUCUGAUCCCCUCAAAGGGGGUCCAACCUUCAGUCCUUCCCACCCACUCCUGCCCCUCCGACAGAGGCAACAGAAGCAGCAAGGAGAAGAUGGUGCAGGUCUCAGAAAUCGCUCCAACUCCCUGACUCAGAUGGACGGACAACCCAGAGGCUCUGUUGUUGCAUGGCCAGAUAAGAGGCAGAGACCGCUGUCCACACUGAGCCCCUACAUGUUUCAUUCAGCCACAGACAGUGACGCCGACAUUGCUUCUGGCGAUAGUGUGAGUCUGGCUCGCUCCAUAAGUAAGGACAGCCUGGCAUCCAACGUCAUCAACGUUACACCCAAACACCAGACUUCUGUCCAUCCGCCUUCACAGGCCGCCGUCAUGCGCAGAGUCAAUGGCCACAGCCUCCUGGGCAACGUCAACAUUGAGGAUGAGGAAGAAACUCUGGCGGCAGUUGCCAGGACUGAUGGUCCCGUCAUCCCCAAGCGGGUUGACGGGAUGCAAGCAACUGCCGCAGUGGGACCUUCUUCUGAGUCCAAACCUGCAACAGAUAGCUUUUACUUAGAACCACUGAUGCCUGCCGUGAUCAAAACGGCUAAAGAGAAGUCUGUAUGCCUAAACAAGGAGGAGGAGAGCGGAGAGGGGCCCCACUCUUCAGGGAGGGGCUCACUACGCCGAGGAGAUGGAUCUACGUCAGCUGUUCGAAGGAAAGCUCCCUGCGGCCUAAACCAAACCUUUACUCCUCCGAGUGAGGAGGCGGACUUAUCAGAGGAGCCUCCUCAGAGUCAGGCAGGCUUUAGGCCCCCUGUUACCAGCAGUGUGGACCCCUCGACCAGAGAGCCAGCUGGGGGUUUCUACCUACACUCGGAUUCUGAAGAACCAAAGUCUGGCCAGGGUCUGGACGCUGAGCUGGAAGACCUGGACGAAGAGGAGGAAGAUCUGGAUGAAGCUGUCACCACUAAAGACCCCAGCUGGCCGCCCAGGAAAGCCUUUAAUGGAGACGAUGAAGAAGAAGAAUCAGCCAAACUCCAAGAAGACAUGAAUGUGAAAGAGCACGAGGACAAAGACAUGAAUGGCGGCAGCGGUCGCUCCAGCCCCUGCCUCAGCGGUCACUCCCAGGCCAGCAGCAUGGCCAGUGGCAGUGUACGCAUGACCUCAUUCGCAGAGCGCAAAGCCCAGCAGCAGCGCUUCGGCAGCAACCACGACCUACGCUCCAGUGCCUCCAGCUCCCAAAGGACCACUCCAGAUGGAUCGGAGAGCAGCGGGCCCCUGGCCUCCUCCUGGAGGCUUAAAAGAGACCAGAGCCCCUCCUCACCCUUGGGAGGAUGCAAUCGAAGCGGCGAUGGCAGCGGUGGUUCUAAUGUACUUGCUUCUGAAAUUGUCCAGCUCCGAAUGCAGCUGGAGGAGAAACGACGUGCCAUUGAGCACCAGAAGAAGAAGAUGGAAGUGCUGUCGGCGAGGCAGAGGCAGAAACUGGGGAAGGCUGCUUUCCUGCACAUCGUAAAGAAAGGUGGAGGCAAGAGCGACACAUUACCCAACCCACUUAAAGCUGACAUCUCUAAAGACGAGCUCGGUGGGGAGAAAGCACCAUCAAGUAAAGAUGAUAUGUGUGUUGACGCCCUCAGAGGGGACAAAGCGGUGGACGGGACCGCCCCGCCUGGUGCCUUAGAAGCAGACAAGAAAGCGAACAGUGGAAGCUUCUAUCUGGAAGAAGAGUUGGACCUCAACGAGUGCAGCCGCUCCAUCGAUCUGUUGAACGAAGCCAUCGGCAGCAUCCAGCAACAGAUGAUGCAGCUGUCACUGCAGCAGGAGAUGUUAAUGAAACAGAAUGUACAGUCCCCCCCUGGUGCAGCUCCUCCUCCUCCUGUUGACAAAAACGGUGACGCAAAGGCGGGAGGAAGCUUUCACUUUGUGGAGCACGGCUCCGGCACCAGCACCGCUCCCACCAGGAAGCCCCCCAAGCUGAGCUCAGGCCGGAGUUCUAGGUCUAAGCCAUCAGAGCUGAAAAUAGCGAAGGAGCAGAGCCGGCAGACUUCCAGGACCCUCACCCCCACCCAGAGUGGCUCAGAGACAUUACCACAUGCGAGGCAGUUAGCUGGGGGCAGGUCCCCCAGGAGCGACCAGCCCGACAGCCCCAGAAACCCCAUAGUAGGAGAGACAAUCGACAGGCCGGGCUCUGGCCACAUUCGGAGCGCCAACUUCCGCCUGCAUGACGAGGCAAACGUACGUCUGCCGACCCGAGUGGACCUGAAGGUAAUGGCUGCUCAAGAAGUGUCCUUUGACGAGUGCCUGUCCAGCACCCCGAGAGAGUCUGAGCUCAACUCUUCAGACGGUUCAGGGAAAGAAAACAUACCAUCAGACGAGGUGCAGCGCAACAAAUCCCACCUGAUUGAGGUCGAUCUGUCGGAGCUGAAAGCCCCAGAGGAAGAGGAGGCUUCUCAGGACACGACGACAGAAGGAGGCGACGGAGAGCAGAAGUCCGUCAUGGGCUUCUUCUUCAAGGACGAGCAGAAGGCAGAGGAUGAGCUUGCUAAGAAGAGAGCAGCGUUCUUGCUCAAGCAGCAGAAGAAAGCUGAGGAAGCUCGACUGCGUAAACAACAACUAGAAGCCGAAUCAGAGCUGAAACGAGAUGAAGCCAGACGGAAGGCCGAGGAGGACCGCCUGCGUAAAGAAGAGGAGAAGACACGGCGGGAGCUGAUAAAGCAGGAGUACCUGCGGAGGAAGCAGCAGGAGAUGUUUGAGGAACAAGGCCUCGUGAAGCCCAAAACCCCCAAACCGAAGCAGAAACACCGACCCAAGUCCGUCUUCAGAGAGGAAUCCUCCAGCGAUACUUUCUCAAAGUGCUCUUCCACACCUGACAACCUGAGCAACGCCCAGUCAGGCUCCAGUCUGUCUUUGGCCUCCGCUGCGACCAACGAGGCCGACAGUGUCAACUCUGGAGGGGCUGGCUCCCAGCGCUGUGACUCAGUGGAGUCGUUUCCAGGCACUCGUAACAACAGUCGAACUGCAGAAAGAGACUGGGACAACGGCUCCACUGCAUCCUCCAUCACGUCAAUGGCUGAAUAUACUGGUCCCAAACUAUUCAAGGAGCCCAGUGCCAAGUCGAAUAAGCCAAUCAUCCAUAAUGCAAUCUCCCACUGCUGCCUGGCUGGCAAAGUCAAUGAGCCUCAGAAGAACCAGAUCCUUGAGGAGCUGGAGAAGUGCGAGUCUAACCACCUGAUGAUCCUGUUUCGGGACGGUGGCUGCCAGUUCCGGGCGCUCUACUCGUACUUCCCCGACACCGAAGAGAUCCAGAAGCUGACCGGAACGGGACCCAAGAGCAUCAGCAAGAAGAUGAUCGAUAAGCUGUACAAGUACAGCUCCGACCGAAAGCAGUUCACCGUCAUCCCCGCCAAGACUGUGUCAGUCAGCGUGGACGCCCUGACCAUCCACAACCACCUGUGGCAGGCCAAGAGAAGUGCUGUGCCAAAGAAAAGCGGGAAAUAGCAGAUUUUAAACCCUUCUGUCAUCCAAAUCAUCAUCUUAACCCCAUCAUGCUUGUUUCCUAAACAGACUGCUUUGAUUGAUGCCCACAGCCAAGCUCACCGCCAUGAAACCUACUCUGGAGAGGACACAUUUAUGGGCAUGUGGUCCUCUGUAGGUGGACCCAGGCAGAAACAAGGGAAAAGGUAUGUGUGUGUGUAUGCGUGUGUGUGUCACAGGUGGUCUGAGGGACUGGUGCUUGCAACAGAAAGAGGAAUGCCGGCUGAAUUUGCUUCUUCUCCCCCGUGAUCUCUCUGCGAUCUGUUCGGGUGUCUUUCGGUCCGGCUCCUGUUUUUUUUUACGACGACCACAACUCAAGCACGUGGCAUUUUUUUUCUUCCUGUCUCUCAUAUGUGGUGGAUGUUCAUUUUUACAUGAAGUAUUUAUUAGUUCAGCACUGUCAUGGUCGAGAGCUCAGCUGCAGCACUAAAGUCCUUCCUUGUCUCCGCCUCUCCUUCGGACAUUUGGAAAAGAGGAGGAGACGCUGGGAGGAAUUCUGUUGCUCUUUUCAGAAAAUCCGAAACAAGGGACCUUUGUCUAACCCUUUAUGAUUGUCGGGCCGCUGUUGUCCCAACACAAAACAACAAUCUCUUCCUGCGUGGACUGUCGAAUCUGUCGAAUCAGGCUGGCAUUGCCGAUUUUGCCUCACCAGGGAUCUCCAAAAAACACACACAAAAAAAUCCUGCUGCUCUUGACUGUCUUCUUCUUUUGUCACGGGGGAGCUCCUCAGGUCUCCCUUCGACAUCCGUUGGCCUUUCACGCAUCGUGGUACUAUCGUCUAUUUAUUCAACCGCUUUUUAAACUAGACGCUGAUCGUGUAGCACUGGAUAUGUGUAUAGCAAAAAAAAAAAAAAAGAAAAAAAAAGAAAUUGACGGUCAUUUUAAAUACUUUUAUUUGUCAAUAACAUCCUUUUUCUCAAGGGUGUCAAAAGAGGGCGAAUGAUAGGUUUUGGUACAGAAAUGAUGCUUUUUUUGUUUUUGUUUUUUUCGCUUUUUUUGUUUUUUUAAAUUUUUAUUAUGAUUAAAGCAAUGUGGUAUAGAG